Molecule: messenger RNA, 2238 nt
Organism: Magallana angulata
Lineage: Eukaryota; Metazoa; Mollusca; Bivalvia; Ostreida; Ostreidae
Product: actin-binding protein WASF3-like
Exons: 8
Coding region: 267-1832 (521 amino acids)
Biological process (GO): actin cytoskeleton organization; positive regulation of Arp2/3 complex-mediated actin nucleation
Cellular component (GO): cytoskeleton; SCAR complex
Molecular function (GO): Arp2/3 complex binding; protein kinase A regulatory subunit binding; actin binding
Source: RefSeq, a predicted model, not a curated record
CUUCCUUGCAUCAACUUUAUAUUUAUAUACGCACAACUUUUAAAAAAAUCGCUUAACAAGUGAUGAGCGUACAUUCUUCGUGUAAACUAAACAUACUUUUUCAUUUUGAAAUUUUGAGAUUUUGGAGGGGGGAAUCAAAGUGAAAAUACGGAUGACAUGGUAUACUGUCCUUGUGUACAACAUUACCAUCUACUGGUUGCGAUCGAGUGCACGAUGAUACAGCAUCGAAGUAUACAUUAAUUUUUGAUCGAACUUAGUAAGUGACAAUGCCGUUCAUUCAGCGGUGUUUGGAACCUAUCAACGUCAGUCGGGUGGAGGUAGAGAAGGGCAUUAAGAAUGAGUUAGAAUGCGUGACCAAUCACACCCUCAGUAACAUCAUCCUCCAGCUGAACAGCCUCAGCAAGCACGCGGAGGACAUGUUUACCGAGAUGUCGAUAGAGGUCAAAACGUUCAACGACCGGACCCAACAUCUCCAGGGUCGAAUCGACCAGCUCCAGGAGAAAGUAACGAGGCUGGAUGCAACAGCAGGAACACUUGUAUCCAUUCACGAAUUACAUUUAAAGAAGCCGUUCAGAAGUUCCACCAUUUACGACCAGCAAGUUGUGUCUAGAUCUACAACACCUAGAUGUAUCCUGAAGACCUACAGUCAGUGUAACCCCACCCCCGCUCUCAACAAACUCAGCCACUACAGGGAUGAUGGAAGAGACAGUUUAAAAUUCUAUACAGAUCCAGGUUACUUCUUUGAGUUGUGGUUCCUUGACAUUCAAAAGGAUAUGGAAAACAAAAAGACCGAAUUAGAAUUAAAAUCAAGAAAGAAAAAGAAACCCAAGCCAACUAAUCAAGGAAAAAAGCCACGUAUUGUGAAAACCAAAGCAGAAAGGUAUAAGGGAAAGGAACAUGGUGUAGAGUUUAUACGUUACGCGAAUCCCACUGAGAUUCAAGCUGCGGCAAUCAACAAACAGCUAAGCUUAAGAGUGAACCAAAGAAAACAAGAAAAUGUUCCUUAUGGCCAGGAAGACACAAGAAUGCCUCAGUGUACUCGGGAUGUAUCGAACCAUACAAACAUUAGGAAUAAUAAACAUGAGUAUAAAAUCGAGAAUAGUGAUCAUCAAAAAAAGUCUAUGCAUCACAGCCAGGUAUCAUCACAACCUAAUGUGGCGGAGAAAUACUCUUCUGGGAGUAUAAAUACUUCAAAGUCUCGUAUGCCGACACCAAGCCGAAACCCUGACAUAGUCAAUGAGUCACAUUACAGCCUUAUCGGAAACGAUCUCCCACCUCCUCCCCCGCCACCCCUCUCUCCGGAGGUUGAUUAUCCAAGGCGGUAUCCAUCUAAAAAGAAGAUUGCCAGGGUGUCCACCACUCUUCAAUCGUCACCUGAAACACAACAGGACGACUUCCCGCUCCCACCUUUUCCCUCGACUAUCAGCUCCGAACCAAUUCGAACCAUACCAACAGCCCCCAAAGCACCUCCGCCACCAACUAUUAAUACAAAAAUGGUUACAACAAAUGCAUCUGAUAAUAAGAAUUCUUCCGUUCAGACAAGCUCAGCUCUUUUGAUGUCCCUAAAACGAAAAUCCACUCGGAGGCAGUCAGGUUUGGUUGGCGGUGGUAGCAAUUUUUUAGAACAAAUUCGAGGGGGCAUUCAUCUGCGUCACUUGGAUGAUAUAAUGAAACGUAAGGUCAAUGAAAAUGGGAAAGGAAUCUUCAAAAAGUCGACACCAGAUGGAAACUUUGACAUCCAUUCCAUCAUGAACAGAGCAUUUGAAAUGCGUCGUAAAGUGGAAGAUAGCGAUGAAGAAGACGAAUUAUCAGAAAAUGAAUGGAGUGAUUAGCAAUAACUAAAGUCUUGUGGACAAGCAAUAUAAAUACCAUUACAGCCAAACGCUGGGAGAUCUCUCUUUCACUUAAUUACGAAACAGUGGUUUAACAUACCUAUAUGUACAUGUACUAGCUAGUAUAUUUAUACUGACAAAUUUUAUGUUGUUUUGUUAUCAUGGAAAAUUUUCAUAUCUACAUGUAGUAGAAAUGAAAAUUUAGCCUAAUAUGUUUAUCCCUCUUAAGGUUUAAAAUAUCUGCUGCAUAUUAUUUUGAUUAUGUGCGUAAAACUUUAAUCAUAUACAUGUAAUACAUACAUGUACAAUUCUUUAUCAAAAACUAAUUGUUUAUGUUAAUUUCAUCAUUGCAUAAUUAUCAUUUCCAAUUUUAAGCUUAGAUUAUUCUUAAAAUAAAACUUGGUGU